AUGUCCUUCAAGCGGGAGGGCGACGACCCCGCGCAGCUCGGGGCGCUGCAGAAGAGACGCGUUGCAGACCUGCUGGCCAGCUACAUCCCCGAGGAGGAGGCGCUACUGCUGCGGAGCGGGAGGUACGCCUGCACCGUGUGCCCCCAUCGCCCCGUCUUCGACACGCUGGACGUGCUGAGCGUGCACAGGGCCGGCAAGAAGCACAGGAACAGCCUGCAGCGCUUCUAUGGCAGGAAGGGCCCGGUCCAGGGCACGGCGCAAAAGCUGCAGCCCAAGGAAGAGGUGCGGACAGAGGGCGCCCCAGCCCCUCUUCUGGCCCGGACCAGGAGGAUUGCCCAGAGUGCUCUGCUGAAAGCGGCUCCCUACAGCAGCUGCUGCCGGAGGCCGGGGGUGCAGGGAAGCAGCUCACGAGCUCGGAGGGGGCCAGACGCUGCCCUGGUGCUGCCAGAGCCACCGCAGAAGGAAGGAGAAGCUGUUGCCAGCAGCCCUGCAGCUGAGCUGCUGGGGCAUCGUGCUGGGCACGCAGGUAAGAGCCAGGCAGUGCCAGGCCCCAGCAGCAGCAGCGAAGCUUCCCCAGGCCGGGGGCAGCCCAAAGCCCUGAGCCCCGAGAGGCGCCAGGCCCUGGAGCAGUACCUGAGGCUGCGGAGCGCUGGUUGGCUCCGGGACCCCGCGGGCAGGUGGGUGAAGGACGAGAACGCGGAGUUCGACUCUGAUGAGGAGGAGCCCCCCCUGCUGCUGCCGGCCUGAGCCCCCCCUG
This is a messenger RNA of Neopsephotus bourkii (Bourke's parrot), 757 nucleotides long. RefSeq names its product sodium channel modifier 1 (gene SCNM1). Gene Ontology annotation, cellular component: nucleus. The record is from RefSeq and is a predicted model, not a curated record. The transcript is spliced from 8 exons. Lineage: Eukaryota; Metazoa; Chordata; Aves; Psittaciformes; Psittacidae. Gene Ontology annotation, biological process: RNA splicing. Bases 1 to 747 code for a protein of 248 amino acids.